Puntigrus tetrazona (Sumatra barb) is the source of this 1785-nucleotide messenger RNA. RefSeq lists its product as uncharacterized. The transcript has 4 exons. NCBI's taxonomy places the organism in Eukaryota, Metazoa, Chordata, Actinopteri, Cypriniformes, Cyprinidae. The coding region runs from base 426 to 1109 and encodes 227 amino acids. The record is from RefSeq and is a predicted model, not a curated record.
AAUUCUCAUUUUGCUUCUCGCGAUUCAGUUUUUUUUUCUUCCACAGAAUAAAUAGUUCCAAUGGUCUUUGCAUUCUUUAUUCCUUUUUAAUGGUUAGAUUGGUUAGUAUUUUUUAGAUUCUUUAUUUUAGAUUCUUUUUGCGGCGCAGUACAAAGCUUCUAUGGCGUUAUGACAUGCACAACCUCCGAUAAGACCUCUUUUCUAUAGUUACAGAGAAGAUCUAGCGUGGUCCCUGGAAUCGUCUCACACUUGGCGAAGGGCGAUGCAGUGGAAGCUACGCGCGCAGAGAGGAGGCGAGCUAUUCAUCUCACGUCAAGCUCACUGAAAUCAAGUUGAAAUCGAGCUUUUUAGGACCUGGAGAGAUUAGUUGCAAUGAAAUGCUCAUCACUGGCUAGAAAAAUGCGGCACAUGAAACUGUAAAGUUGAUGUGUUAUUUUCGCUGUUUUAGGCUCUUGAGCACACUUAACCUUCACCCCAACUGCUCCAGUAAUGAGGACAAUCAGUCAGUGUGCUCAAUUCACCAGAUCCCGGACGAGAGUCAUAACUUUUUAUCACCCAAUCACGAGAAGUUUACUUACUGUAAAAGAGUGGGUGGUGCUGUUAGCUUCAAGCCCAAGAAUCUGACUGAAGAAUGGAACAUUUCACCCCUUGAGACAAAACCAGAGUUUGUUCGUCUGGAGGAUUCUGAGGCGUCGGGAACCUCCAGCUUCCUGCAGCUACAGCCGUUAAGGCGCGCGUUUUCUCGUUCACGAGUGAAGGAAGUUCAGGAGGACUUCUGCUGUGUCUCUGAGGACGCUGUGGACCAGCCGGAAAUCCUCACUUCCUGCGCCCUCACGGACACCGUACAGGACCUCCUGGCUCAUCUCCAGCACGCUGACCGAGAACCCUGCCACGCCAGUUCCUUAAGUGCCCUCCAAAGUGACCUCAGCCUCAUCCACCUCUCCCAAAGAUCCCAUCAGCUCCAGAAUCCCGUCCACAGCCGGGAGCUCAGUGUCUCCCAGCAGGCCUCGACCGGGCGGCUUUCUGCUGUCACUCAAAGCAAGACGUGCCAGAGAGGAUCUCUUAAAGUGACCGUUAAUCAGACUGAUCGCGGCCCGACCUCGCACUGAGGACGUUGAGGAAAAACGAGUAAACGAACCAAACGAGCUUAAAAGAACACAAAAAUGCAAAGUGAGUGUUGAAACAUGGCGAGUUAAUCGUCAGCAUGUUAUAAACUAUAAAAGGUCGUUUUUAAGUAGUAGAUAGCACUAAAUUCAAGUACAAAAUGUGUACACAUGCGCGUUACAAUUAUAAAUAUAGUUUCUACGCUUAGAGUUUACGAUGAAUCCGCGAUUCAGUGCUACCUUAAGGCAUGUUUUUGCUAUUAUUGUUUCUGAAACGCUAUAUAAUACGAUCUCGUCCUUGUCCCGUCCUGUGAUUAAACACAAUAUAGGUUAUGUUAUGAUGCACCCGCUGUACAGGUCACUGCUUUACAGAAGGCGUCUUUGUAACCAACCGUUUCAAAUGCGCACUCAUUGCUUCAAUGGACUUUCUGGCACUGGUUAUUGCUUAAAGGUAAAUGAACCCACAUACUGUAAUUUCCUCGGCUUGUUGCCGUUCCUCAAGAACAGUUUCUUGGCCGCUCUGCGCCUGUCACGAACAGCACCUCUGUGGCUCUCUCCGACCACCACCGGAGGGAGCUCUCACCGGAAUACUGAUCACCAAAGACUCAAUUUCCCACAACCCCGUGCCUUGGGCUGAUUAGAGCCACCAGGUGUUACUCAUUAGACUCAGCCUUUAUAAGGA